Molecule: messenger RNA, 999 nt
Organism: Leptosia nina
Lineage: Eukaryota; Metazoa; Arthropoda; Insecta; Lepidoptera; Pieridae
Source: the annotation of a GenBank genome assembly
AUGUAUGAAGAUGAUAAUAUUAUUUCUACACCAAAACGAUGCGUGCUUACCGAAGUAACAAAUUCAUCGAACUAUGUUUCUCCGACUGCGAACUUAAAGUUAUUGACCAAUGUGGCUCUGCAAUAUCCCACGCCGCCGCCCAGUACUGUUCACCGCAAGGAAAAGUCGCUUCAAAUAUUAUGUGACAAGUUCUUAGAUCUCUAUCCGCUUUAUGGAAAUGGUCCAGUAGAACUCCAAUUAGACGGUACCGCAGCACGGUUAGGGGUGGAAAAACGGCGAAUGUAUGACAUUAUUAAUAUAUUGGAAGCAAUGCAAUGUGCUGUGCACAAGAGGAAGAAUACAUAUCUUUGGCAUGGUGCAGCUAGGUUAAAUUCAUUCUUGAAGAUGUUAAAAAAGCAAGGAGAACACUUAAGACUGUCUGAGGUACUACGGGGGAAGGCACCCAAGCCAGCAGCUCCUAAGCAUAAGACUCUUGGAGUUUUAGCUCAAAGAUUUCUUAUGCUCUUCUUAGUAGAGCCGCCUAACAGACUGAUUAAUUUAGAAAUGGCAGUAAGUGUUCUUAUUGACACUAACACUAAAAACAAAUCUGCCUUAUCACCAGAGCAAAUGGAUCGUCAGCAUAAAUCAAAAGUAAGAAGACUUUAUGAUAUUGCCAAUGUACUUAUUUCGAUAGGUCUCAUAGAAAAGGUAUAUGGCAAUUCAAUAUUAAAGAAACCAGUGUUUCGAUAUGUGGGAAUUAAGAUGAAGAAGUUAGGAAAAGACCUGUUUACAUUAACCCCAAUUACUCCUAUAACAACAUUUAACAGUUCACAACAACUAAGUCCAUGUCAAGUAUUUGCGGGAAAAUCUAAGAGGAAAUUAGAAUUCACCACACCGACAACUAACAUUGAAAAACUUGGAAUCACCACCCCACCACAUACACCUUCCCAUAAGUGGGAUGAAAUUUUACUUGUUGCCGACAUGGAACUGAAUAGAAUUAAUAAUGGAACUGCUUUGUAA